UAAAGUGACGCCAUCUAACUAACUAUAAUAUAGGCGUAGCUCAAAAUGGCAUCCAACGAGAAAGGUGUGGCUGGUGACAAUCUUGAAAGCACGCUCCAGUAUGCAAAGAAGGUAUUUACUGAGAGGCUAGGAGGAUCUCCGUCAGUAGUAGCGUAUGCUCCAGGACGCGUUAAUCUCAUUGGAGAGCACACUGACUACAACAAUGGCUGUGUUUUUCCUAUGGCACUCCAGAGGGUAACGGUUAUAGUUGGUCGUCCGCUGUCCAGUGGAAAGGAUUGUCGUAUCAUCACGACUGCAUUCUCAGAGGACAAUGAUGUCACUUUCUCUCUCCCUCCUCCUCCAACAGAUGAAGAGUAUCAGGACAAGACCUCGAGGAUGCCCCUCUCUUCUCCUUCUUGGACCCGCUAUGUAAAGGGUGUGGUUGCUCUUCUCAGUAGAGGAGUCUCAGGGGGUGUGCCUCCAUUUGAAGCAGUCAUCAACUCGAGCGUACCUUUGGGUGGGGGCGUGUCUAGCUCAGCCUCUUUGGAACUGUCGGUUUGUUUGUUUGUGGAGGAGCUCUGUCGAAGAGUGGGUGUGGUCCUGCCGACCUUUACCAAUCCGGAAAGAGCCUUAUUAUGCCAAAGAGCUGAGCACAUGUAUGCUCAUUCUCCUUGUGGUAUCAUGGAUCAGUUUGUGUGCAUGAUGGCAGAGAAAGAUAAAGCACUCUUCAUUGAUUGCCAACCCAAUAACGAUGGAACUUUCACUGCUGAGGGGGUUCCCCUUGAUUUGGAGAAGGAGGGGCUUGUUGUCAUGGUGACAAACACUAACGUCAAACACAAUGUGGGUGGUGGAGAGUACGAGAAGAGGCGUGACCGUUGCUAUGCCGCCUGCGAUAAACUUGGAGUAAAGACACUGAGAGAUGUUAAAAAUUUGGAGGAGAUUGAAAAAUUGAAGACUAGUCUCUCUGAUCCUGUUCCUGAUGGACCUACUGAGUACCAGUGUGCUGUGCAUGUUGUGAGCGAGAUACUCCGAACCAUUGAGGCUAAAGAAGUAUUGAAAGGAGGAAACUUCAGACAUUUUGGAAAACUAAUGAACGAGAGUCACGAAUCACUAAAAAAUGUUUACAAAGUGAGCUGCUUUGAGUUGGAUUGUCUUGUUGAGCUGGCAAGGCAGGAUGAGCGAGUUUAUGGAUCUCGUAUGACUGGUGCUGGUUUUGGAGGUUGUACUGUCACUCUCCUCAAGAAAGAGGCUGUGACUGAGACCCAGAAAAGAAUCCAGGAAGGAUAUGUUAACGAAAAAGGAGAAAAGAUGAAUGCAACCUUUUUCUUGGCCACCCCAUCCUCUGGAGCAGGCAUCAUUAAAAACAUCUAAACAUUACUCUAAGAAUGUAAAACGCUGUUUUUGUUUUUUUGAAAUUUUAAACAUUAUUAAUAACACAAUA
Molecule: messenger RNA, 1420 nt
Organism: Amphimedon queenslandica
Lineage: Eukaryota; Metazoa; Porifera; Demospongiae; Haplosclerida; Niphatidae
Product: galactokinase-like
Exons: 7
Coding region: 46-1350 (434 amino acids)
Biological process (GO): galactose metabolic process; carbohydrate phosphorylation
Cellular component (GO): cytosol; cytoplasm
Molecular function (GO): ATP binding; galactokinase activity
Source: RefSeq, a predicted model, not a curated record